AUGAUGACUUUUUGCACAAACACAGAUGAUAAGUCCCUGGAAAUAUUCUCAAUUAUUUGGCUAGAUGCAAAUGUAUACGUUAAAGACACUCGAAAGACAGAAGUAAAAUUACGUUCCAUUAUUAACCAUAUCAAGAAAUUUCAAGAUAUAAAACAAUGUCAACAAUAUAUUGAACAAACAUCACAAAAAGAUCGAUUGAUACUUAUUGUUAGUGGACGAUUAGGACAAGAAAUAGUACCCUACAUUCAUCAACUUCGACAAGUUAUAUCAAUUUAUGUUUAUUGUAUGGAUAAGAACAGUAAUGAACAAUGGGCUUACAAAUUUUCAAAAAUAAAAUCAGUUGUUGUUGAUCUUGAUGAACUUGUCUCUCAAAUUACAACAGAUCAUAAAAUUCAGAAAAAGGUAGAGGAACCAUUAUCAAUCAAUAUUUUCACAACAAAUGUUGGUGCAGGAAAAUCAACAACAGGAGUUAAUGGAGAAUUUGUUUUUUUUCAAAUCCUUAUAGAUUGUCUUCUACGAUUGAAAUCAACUGAAAUAGACAAAAAUGAACUUAUCAGCCUUUGUGAGAAAGAGUAUGAAGGAAAUUAUAUCGAACUAAAUAAUCUUCGUGAAUUUGAAAAAGACUAUUCACCUAAUAAAGUGUUAUUGUGGUAUACAAAAGAAACAUUUUUUUAUAAAACUCUUAAUGCAGCUUUACGAACACAAAACAUUCAUUUGAUAUUUUUAUUUCGUGCAUUUAUUUAUGAUAUUUAUCGUCAAUUACAAAAAUCUCAAUCUAAGCGUCAUUUGCAAGUUUAUCGAAGUCAACUAAUGACGAUCGAUGAGUUAGAUGGUCUUAAAAAUAAUAUUAGUCAAUUCAUCUCUAUAAAUUCAAUGUUUUCCACUAGUAAACAACGCACAACAGCUCUCUUCUAUUUGGGUGAUAUAACUACACAGAUUGAUUCUGAACGAGUAUUAUUUGAAAUUGAUGCUGAUCCUAAGACAGUCACUACAAAACCAUUUGCUAAUAUCAGUAAACAUAGUCAUUUUCCAGAUGAAUCAGAAGUUCUCUUUAUGAUUGGUUCUAUUUUUCGUCUUAAUAGUAUUGAUCGUAAUGAUGAUCAAAUAUGGAUCAUUAAGAUGACUUUGUGUAAUGAUGAUGAACAUGAUUUGAAACAAGUUCUUAUGUAUAUGAAACAACAAAUUGAAAGUGAAGAGACAAAUCUUCAAACAUUAGGAAAAUUAUUAUGCGAAAUGGGUGAAUUUGAUUUAGCCGAAGAAUAUUUAACUCGUUUGUUGAACCAACUUCCAUCGAAUGACCCAUUACAUAUCAGUUUAUAUGAAGACCUUGCUAAGCUCGCAUCACAGAGACGUAAACUUAAUAUGAGUAUAGAAUGGCGUCAAAAAUUACUGACAUUCAAAGAGGAAAAUUCAUUAGCUACCAAUGUUAGUGUUAAUAAAACAAACAAUUCUAUUGGUAAGUUUAUUCGUCAAAAACUAUUCGCAUUGAAAAAGCCACAUCAAUUAAUUGCCAAUCCCAAUAUGAAUAAAACAAACGAUUCUAUCGGUCAAUCAAUCCCCGUCAAUCAUAUUAAUAUCAAUACAAAAUGGAAACAACAUGGAACUACUAUUGCUGGAGGAAAUCAAAUAGGCAAUCAAUUAAAUCAACUCUCUUGUCCUGAAGGUAUCUAUGUUGAUAAUGAUCAUCAAACUAUUUUUAUUGCUGAUUAUUGGAAUCAACGUAUUGUUGAAUGGAAAUACGGAGCGAAGAAGGGUCAAGUUGUUGCAGGUGAAAAUGGGCAGGGAAGUCGAAGUGACCAAUUGAACAACCCGACAGAUGUGAUUGUUGAUAAAAAGAAUGAUUCUCUCAUCAUUUGUGAUAAAGACAACAGACGAGUGGUACGAUGGUCCCUUCUAAAUGGUAGAAAUGGAGAAACAGUCAUUUCUGACAUUGAUUGUUCUCGUCUAACAAUGGAUAAGAAUGGAGAUCUUUAUGUCUCCGACUAUAAGAAGAAUGAAGUAAGAAAAUGGAAACACGAGAAGAAAGAAGGAACAAUAGUAGCAGGUGGACGUAGAAAAGGAAAUCAUCGUAAUCAACUCGAUAAUCCUACUGGUAUCUUCGUUGAUGAAGAUCAUUCAGUUUAUGUAUCGGAUACAAACAAUCAUCGUGUGAUGAAAUGGAUGAAAGGUGCAAAAGAAGGUAUUGUUGUUGCGGGUGGAAAAGGUAGAGGGAAUAGUUUGGCACAAUUGUCUAGUCCUCAAGGAGUGAUUGUCGAUCAUUUAGGUAAUGUUUAUGUGGGUGACUGGGAUAAUCAUCGAAUAAUGCGUUGGUGUAAAGGAUCUAAGGAAGGUAGUGUUGUUGUUGGUGAAAAUGAAACAGGAGAACAGCCGAAUCAGUUCAUUUGUUCCACAAGCUUAUCAUUCGAUGUUCAUGGCAAUCUCUAUGUUGUCGAUUAUCUCAAUCAUCGAAUACAAAAAUUUGAUAUUGAUUUGAAUUAA
Molecule: messenger RNA, 2478 nt
Organism: Adineta steineri
Lineage: Eukaryota; Metazoa; Rotifera; Eurotatoria; Adinetida; Adinetidae
Source: the annotation of a GenBank genome assembly